Molecule: messenger RNA, 645 nt
Organism: Fomitopsis serialis
Lineage: Eukaryota; Fungi; Basidiomycota; Agaricomycetes; Polyporales; Fomitopsidaceae
Exons: 3
Coding region: 1-645 (214 amino acids)
Biological process (GO): negative regulation of protein kinase activity
Cellular component (GO): nucleolus
Molecular function (GO): protein kinase binding; double-stranded RNA binding; protein kinase inhibitor activity
Source: RefSeq, a predicted model, not a curated record
AUGUCGGCUUCACCCCCUCCAACAACACAGACCACCGGCACCAGCACCAGCCGCCAUGCGCUCAACGCCGUUGACAAGCAGCGUGCCCAGCUCGAAAGGCUCCUCAAAGACCCCAGCAAGCCAGCUUAUGUACCGCCUCCGCCAAAGGAGAAGUCCAUCCGGCCAGCGCGGGAGAUGAUGAAGAACGUGCAAGGGUCAAGUGCGGGAGCGGGCAGCGGAGAGUUCCACGUCUAUAAGGCUAGCAGACGGCGAGAGUACGAGAGGUUGAAGAUGAUGGACGAGACGGCGGAGAAGGAAGCCGAGACGUUGGAAUUUGAGCGCAAACAGAGAGAGCGAGAAGAGCAGGCGGAGGCGAAGACGGCUAAGAACCGGACAAAGAGGCAGAAGAAAAAGGAGCGCGCAAAGGGCAAGGGCGCGGAGAAGGACUCAGGAGUCGGUGCAGGGGGUUCCGCAGACCGACGGCUCAUCAGCGGGAAGGAGCUUAUCUUCCGACGACCGGGCGAAGAGAGCGAUGAGGAUGAGGACGUCGGGCCCGUGCCUGCGCAGUCGAUUGCGGACGCCGAGGACGAUCUCACCGCAGAUGCAACUCGUGCACCGGUGAUAGACGCACCACGGAUCACCAUACACGAAGAGGAUUCUCUAUGA